Molecule: messenger RNA, 1413 nt
Organism: Salvia miltiorrhiza (redroot sage)
Lineage: Eukaryota; Viridiplantae; Streptophyta; Magnoliopsida; Lamiales; Lamiaceae
Exons: 2
Coding region: 1-1413 (470 amino acids)
Molecular function (GO): zinc ion binding; nucleic acid binding
Source: RefSeq, a predicted model, not a curated record
AUGGAACGAAUCUUUCGAUUUUUGAGUGGCAACGACGCAGAACGUCUUAUGUGCAUGUCUUACCAGCUGAAAGGAACCGCCGACUAUUGGUGGGAAGCAAAGCAGAAAACUAUGGCCCCGGAGCAGUUAGAUGAACUCACUUGGGAGCUUUUUAAGACUGCUCUGUGUGAAAAGUUCAUACCUAGAAGCUAUAGGAAAAAGAAGGAGAUGGAGUUUACCACUUUGAAGCAAGGAAAUAAAACUGUAGUGGAGUACGAUCGACUAUUCUACGAUCUGGCCCGCUAUGCACCGUAUAGAGUAGAUACGGAUGAGAAAAUGUCCGAGUUGAUUUGCGCCGGACUGCAACAAGAGAUAAGAGUUGUAUUGGCAAGUCAAACGGCACUUUCCUAUGCCGAGGCCUUGAACAGAGCUCUAGAUAUGGAGCUAGCAAUGCAACCGGAGAAAGCAACACACGCACCAACGCCUCCAUCAGCUCAAUACACGCAAGCAUCAAACACUCCCUACUCUAACCAAGGACAGAAAGGAAAACGCAAAUGGGAAAAUCGUGGAAAUGAGGGUAAAAAGCCAUGGCAAGGCCAGAAUGUUCAGCCUCCAUUCGUGAAGGGCGAUAAAUCAUUUUAUGGUGGACCAGCUACAUCACACCCCGGACACCGAGGGAUACCCCCUUGUCCUAAGUGCAACAAGUUACACACAGGAGUGUGCAGAGCUAGAAACACAAAUUGUUUCACUUGUGGAAAACCAGGGCAUUACUCGAGCCAGUGCCCCAACCGACAGCAGGGGAUGAGUGGAGGAAGACCCAAUCAGUUUCCAACCCCUCAGCUCAGGGCAAUGGAAGGAAUUCUUCCUCUACCUCAACCACUACAGCAACAACCUUUUCGCCGUCCAAACCAGCCUCAUAAGCAACUACCUGCACCGCAAGCAGGAAGACCACCGCAAUAUCAAAGGAUGUAUGCUAUCAAUCAGAAGAAUCAGGAUAAGAACCAAGGAAACCUAACAGUGCGAGCAGAGACGGAUAUCAUUCCAGCCACCAGGCGAGGAACCUACAUGUUUUUUUAUGCCAUCAAUAGAAAAUGGAAGAAGACACCUAUCAUCUCUGCAGUGCAAGCGAACAAGAUACUAAAAGAAAAAAGUGCGACAGCAUAUCUAGUAUACUUGAACCGAGAAGAGGAAGCACAAGUAAAGAUUGAAGAUGUACCUAUAGUGCGGGAGUAUCAAGACGUCUUCCCUGAUGUUCUACCAGGUCUACCCCCGAACCGACAAUUGGAAUUCACGAUCGAUUUAGAACCCGGAGCAGCACCAAUAUCCAAGGCACCAUAUAGGAUGGCACCAGCAGAAUUGCAAGAACUGAAGUUGCAACUACAAGAGUUGUUGGACAUGGGAUUCAUUCGACCCAGUGCUUCACCUUGGGAAUAA